Molecule: messenger RNA, 1288 nt
Organism: Lathyrus oleraceus (garden pea)
Lineage: Eukaryota; Viridiplantae; Streptophyta; Magnoliopsida; Fabales; Fabaceae
Product: myb family transcription factor PHL8
Exons: 6
Coding region: 158-1153 (331 amino acids)
Molecular function (GO): DNA binding; DNA-binding transcription factor activity
Source: RefSeq, a predicted model, not a curated record
AACCCCACUAAUGCUUCCUUAUAUGGAGUGAGAUCAAUCAAACAACAUGUUCAAUUUAUAAAUAAAAACUAUAUAGUUGCCACAUAUUGUCACAAAAGCAUCAAAAGUAUAUUUAUGUUUCAGUCUCUAUUACAAGUAACUCUUCUAAAAAAAGCUAAUGGAUCAACAAAACCAAACCAUGCGUUUGGUUCUUUCCACUGAUGCUAAGCCUAGGUUGAAAUGGACUCAUGAACUUCACCAAAGAUUCACUGAUGCUAUUCACCAACUUGGAGGUGCAGAAAAAGCAACACCGAAGAGUUUGAUGAGGGCGAUGGCGAUUCCGGGACUCACUUUGUAUCAUCUCAAGAGUCAUUUACAGAAAUAUAGACUUGGAAAAAACCAACUCAUAGAAACCUGUUCCGAUGACAAACAAGAUUACAUAGAGAUUCAAAGUAGUGACAGUCAAUGCGGCAGAGAAAUCAGUGUCGCGAACCAGAAUCAAACGACGGAAAGUUCGAAGAUUGCUGAGGCGCUUGAGAUACAAAUGGAAGUACAAAAGAAACUCUAUGAACAAAUUGAGGUGCAGAAACAUUUACAGUUUAGAAUUGAAGCGCAAGGAAAGUACUUACAAUCGGUACUAAUGAAGGCGCAAGAAGCACUUGCAGGAUACGGUUCUUCAUCUUCGUCCGCGUCUGGUGUAGAACAUGCUAAAGCUGAACUUUCUCAGUUAUUAUCAACAAUCAACAAUGCAUCUCCUAGUUCUCCGAUUUCAGAACUAACAGAAACACGAGGUUUGAGUUUGAACAUUACGGAGAGGAAACAAAAUCGAGGAACUAUGUGUUCUUUAUCGAGUUCUCUAACAUCAUCUGAAAGCUCCGAGAGAAAAGAGGAAAAACAAACCGUAAACGAGGCAGAGAACACUCCGAAUUACAAUAGUGUUUCAGUUGAAUUGCCAUUAAUGGAUAUCGGUACUAAUGAUGGAGCUAGUGCGAGAAAAAGACGCGCUGUUACUGAUUUUGAUUGUGGCUGUGUUGAUCAACCAGAUGGAAAAUUUUAUGGCAAAAAAUUGAAGGAAUCUGAGGUGUCACAAAUGCUUGACUUGAACAGCAAGUAUGAGAGGGAGAUUGAGUCAAGUUCAUUAGAAAUAGAUUUAAAUUGCAGUUCAAGUUUUUAGGUAGAAUGAAGAUGUUUUCUAGUAAUAAUAAUAUUUACAUGUGUAACAAAGUUAUUAUUCUCAGGAGAAAAUCUGUGUAUAAACUAUGUAUAUUUUAUAAUGAAAAGAAAGAAAAAGUAUAGUACUUAUAUGACA